AGCCCUAGCCAACUUUCAAAAGGGAAUCCCCUGACCUGCUUUAUGUUCCCCUGAGGGUUAUUUUUGCUGGGCCCCAGAAGCCAGAGCCAACAGUGUAAUGUCUGCCCGAACCUGGCUAGGGUGUGAGUCCGUGCAACCUAGGUCCCCUAGCGCCCCCUACAGCUGCUGUGGGGCGGGGAUGGGGAUCCGUUUGGGGAGAGGGAGGCCUGUCUGUGUGAGCCACUGCACCACACCCAGGACCCCACCCAGAUCCUAGGAGCACCCAGCCCCUGGCCCCCGAGCCACAGAAACGGGGUGUGGGCCAGAGCCUGAAGCAUCCCUGACCACCACGAUCGCUCCGCUUGUGGCCACCAAUUCCCCUCCUCUUCGGGCGUCCCUCUCUCCGCCCCUGUCGCCUGCCAGCACCGGACACACUGCUGCACUUCAUCUCUUGGGGCGCUCUUCGCUUUGGCCAACCAUCGCAUCCUGGGCAACUCUGGUCAGCGGCCGUUUUGUGUUGAAUGUUCCCCACCAAGAGUGCAUGGCUGCGGAAGCGAGGUGCAGACCGAGGGCCCGAGGGGUCGCCCUCCAAGAAGCGGUGAUGCUGUUGUUGUACUUCGGGGUGCCAAUCGGGCACUCCUACAACCUGGACCCGGAGAGUGCACUGCUGUACUGGGGCCCCUCCGGCACGCUGUUUGGCUACUCGGUGGUGCUGCACAGCCACGGGACGAAGCGCUGGCUCAUCGUGGGGGCGCCCACUGCCAGCUGGCUCUCCAAUGCCUCAGUGGUCAAUCCUGGGGCGAUUUACAGAUGCAGGAUCGGAAAGAAUCCAAACCAGACCUGCGAACAGCUCCAGCUGGGAAGCCCCAGUGGAGAGCCCUGUGGGAAGACAUGCUUGGAAGAGCGAGAUAACCAGUGGCUGGGGGUAACACUUUCCAGACAGCCUGGAGAAAAUGGAUCUAUCGUGACUUGUGGACACAGGUGGAAAAAUAUAUUUUACAUGAGGAAUGACAACAAACUCCCCACUGGCAUUUGCUAUGGGAUGCCUUCUGAUUUGCGAACAGAACUAAGUAAAAGGAUGGCCCCAUGUUACCAAGAUUAUGUGAGAAAAUUUGGAGACCAUUUUGCAUCGUGUCAAGCUGGAAUAUCUAGUUUUUACACACAGGAAUUAAUUGUGAUGGGGGCCCCAGGAUCAUCAUACUGGACUGGCUCUGUCUUUGUCUACAAUAUAACUACAAACACAUAUAAAGCAUUUUUAGACAAAGAGAAUCAAGUAAAGUUUGGAAGCUACUUAGGUUACUCAGUUGGAGCUGGACAUUUUCUAAGUCCACAUACUACCGAAGUCGUGGGAGGAGCCCCUCAACACGAACAAAUAGGAAAAGCAUAUAUAUUCAGCAUUAAUGAAAGAGAACUGAGCAUUAUAUAUGAAAUGAAGGGUAAAAAGCUUGGCUCAUACUUCGGAGCGUCUGUCUGUGCGGUGGAUCUCAACGCAGAUGGCUUCUCAGACCUCCUUGUUGGGGCUCCCAUGCAGAGCACCAUCAGAGAGGAAGGAAGAGUAUUUGUGUACAUCAACUCUGGUGUGGGAGCUGUGAUGGUUGAAAUGGAAAGAGAGCUCGUCGGAAGUGACAAAUAUGCUGCAAGAUUUGGGGAAUCUAUAGUGAAUCUUGGUGACAUUGACAAUGAUGGCUUUGAAGAUAUCGCUAUUGGUGCACCUCAAGAAGAUGACUUGCGAGGUGCCAUCUACAUUUACAAUGGCCGAGUAGAUGGAAUCUCCUCCACCUACUCACAGAGAAUCGAAGGACGCCAAAUCAGCAAAUCACUCAGGAUGUUUGGACAAUCUAUCUCAGGACAAAUAGAUGCAGACAACAAUGGAUAUGUUGAUGUAGCAGUUGGUGCAUUUCAGUCUGAUUCUGCAGUGUUGCUAAGGGCAAGACCUGUAGUGAUUGUUGAAGCAUCUUUAAGCCAUCCUGAGUCAGUAAAUAGAACAAAAUUUGACUGUACUGAAAAUGGACUUCCAGCUGUGUGCAUGGACCUUACACUGUGUUUCUCAUAUAAAGGCAAAGAGGUCCCUGGCUACAUCGUUUUGUUUUACAAUGUGAGCGUGGACGUGCACAGGAAGGCAGAGUCUCCGUCAAGAUUUUAUUUCUCCUCCAAUGGGACUUCAGAUGUGAUUACAGGAAGCAUACGAGUUUCAAGCAGUGGAGAGAAAUGUAGGACACACCAGGCAUUCAUGCGGAAAGACGUGCGAGACAUCCUCACCCCCAUUCAUGUGGAGGCCACAUACCACCUUGGGCACCAUGUGAUCACCAAACGAAACACAGAGGAAUUCCCACCACUCCAGCCAAUUCUUCAGCAGAAGAAAGAAAAGGACAUUAUUAGAAAAAUGAUAAACUUUGCAAGGUUUUGUGCCUACGAAAAUUGUUCUGCUGAUCUGCAAGUUUCUGCAAAAGUUGGAUUUUUGAAGCCCUAUGAAAAUAAAACCUAUCUUGCUGUUGGGAGCAUGAAGACCAUAAUGUUAAAUGUGUCCUUGUUCAAUGCUGGAGAUGACGCUUACGAAACCACUCUGAACGUCCAACUCCCCACAGGCCUUUAUUUCAUUAAGAUAUUAGACCUGGAAGAGAAACAAAUCAACUGUGAAGUGACGGAGAGCUCAGGCACAGUGAAACUUGCUUGCAGCCUUGGUUAUAUAUAUGUGGAUCGUCUCUCCAGGAUAGACAUUAGCUUUCUCCUGGACGUGAGCUCACUCAGCAGGGCAGAUGAGGAUCUGAGCAUUGGCGUGCAUGCCUCCUGUGAAAAUGAGGGCGAAUUGGACCAAGCGAAGGACAACAGAGUGACCUUAGUGAUACCUCUAAGGUUCGAGGUGAUGCUGACUGUUCAUGGGUUUGUGAACCCAACUUCAUUUGUGUAUGGAUCCAGUGAGGAAAACGAGCCAGAGACAUGCAUGGCAGAGAAGCUGAACCUCACUUUCCACGUUAUAAACACUGGUAUUAGCAUGGCUCCAAAUGUUAGUGUGAAAAUAAUGGUACCAAAUUCUUUUCUCCCUCAAAAUGAUAAGUUGUUCAACGUUUUGGAUGUCCAGGCAACUACUGGGCAGUGCUAUUUUAAACACUAUGGAAGAGAGUGUGCAUUUGCACAGCAAAAAGGCAUAGCAGCGACCUUGACCGAUAUAGUCAAAUUCCUAUCAAAGACUGAUAAGAGACUUCUGUAUUGCAUGCAAGCUGAUCAGCACUGUUUAGAUUUCUUAUGCAACUUCGGGAAAAUGGAAAGUGGGAAGGAAGCCAGUGUUCACAUUCAGCUGGAAGGCAGGCCAUCCAUCUUGGAAAUGGAUGAGACCUCAUCACUCAAGUUUGAAAUAAAAGCAACAGCUUUCCCAGAGCCACACCCAAAAGUUAUUGAACUAAACAAGGAUGAGAACUUGGCCCAUGUUUUCUUGGAAGGGCUCCAUCAUCAAAGACCCAAACGGCAUUUCACCAUUGUGAUUAUUACCACCAGCUUGCUGCUUGGACUUAUUGUACUUUUAUUAAUUUCAUGUGUUAUGUGGAAGGCUGGAUUCUUUAAAAGACAGUACAAAUCUAUCCUACAAGAAGAAAAUAGGAGAGACAGCUGGAGUUAUGUCAACAGCAAAAGUAAUGAUGACUGAAGAUUUCUAAAUAGAGAGAACUGAAAAAAUUCAGUGCAGGGGAAAUCUUCAAGAAUGAAGGUACACAAAGGUUGCUCAUCAGCAGUUAAUGGAUGAGAGGAGCAAAACACUAAAGCUCUGGUUGUACCCAAGAGGCGAACUGUUGAAGACAAUUUAAAGUGAAAAUAACUCCAGAUUCAGUUGGACCAACUUACAAGGAAUGAUCUUUCAAUGAAAUAUUUCUGACUAGGUGGGCUCACCUCAGUGAAAUGGUUGCCAUGAUAUGGAAAUUGGUUGGCUUUAAAUACUUUUGAUUUAUCUUCAAACUAUGAUCAUGAUCUUUGAAGCCACUGAGACCCUUUCAAAUACCUGUUCCCAGAUUGUCUAAUGGAUAAAUCAUUUAAAAGCAAAGGAUGUGAAGGCUGCCAUUGGUAGCAGGGCAUCACCGGGCUGUGUCCCUACAGCUCUUUUACUCUACAGAUAGGAAUUGUAAAAAUCCUGAAGAACAGAAUCCAUUUGCAGUGAGAUGGCUUCUAGAGAAAGGGUCAGCUGUGGAUACUUCUGUGCAUGUACAUAUACUUUUUCAAAGGAUAAAAAACUCAAUCUACAUCUUUCCUUUAUCAAGAUCACCCAGGAAUAAUUUGCUCUUUUCAAAUUCUCAUUUGUAAUACCAAUUCUUAAGAAUCUUAUCUUCAUAGCAGAUUAUAAAUAUUGCACUUUAGCCAAAAUACAGUGAUAUUAUAUGAACUGCAGGCCACUGUGCAAAGAGAGAUUUAGGAACCAAUAUUUCAUAAAACAUUCACUGGUUCAAAUUAAGCAAACAUGAGUAUCUGCUAGGAUAUUGUUGUUUUACUUGGUCUGGUUAAAUAUACAUAAACUACGACUCUAAAACACCACAUUGUGUUAUAGAAAUGGAGAGACAAAAAUCACAGUUGGAACUGCAAAUCACUGACCAAGUUUUGUGUGCAGUGACAUCAAAAUUCCCAUGAGAUCAUGACUGUCUGAUGUUGUUGCACAAGAUUCUAUUUUAAAAAUGAACUAGAUUCUACCUGGGUGUCAUAUAAUUUGUCUGUAAUUACAACCACUUUUGGAGUAUUUAUUUCAUAUAUGUAGUUUGAUAAAUGUAAGUUUUCAUCUGAAUCUGUUAUGUGUAAGCAAGCUAUGGCCAGAUUUUGAACAUGUGCUGGAAAAGAGGGACAUGCCUCAGUAUUAUGAAGAAAGAUCGCUUUACAGGAAGUGUUUGCCGCCAGCUGGCCCUUCCUCAGAUUUCCUGAUCUGUGAGGGUGGCCUGUUCCCAAGUCUGUAGCUGAAGAGCAAGGGCUGGCUGACGCUGUCGAGGGAGGUUUUGAGUGCCGAAACUUGAGCACAGAUCAUCAGAUCUGGGUGCGCAGAAACCAUAUUUAAUUAAAUGUUUAUAUUUUUAAGGGAUA
Messenger RNA from Apodemus sylvaticus (European woodmouse), 5028 nucleotides. RefSeq names its product integrin subunit alpha 4 (gene Itga4). The record is from RefSeq and is a predicted model, not a curated record. The transcript is spliced from 29 exons. Gene Ontology annotation, cellular component: integrin complex; external side of plasma membrane. Bases 521 to 3619 code for a protein of 1032 amino acids. Gene Ontology annotation, biological process: integrin-mediated signaling pathway; cell-matrix adhesion; cell-cell adhesion. Gene Ontology annotation, molecular function: integrin binding. NCBI's taxonomy places the organism in Eukaryota, Metazoa, Chordata, Mammalia, Rodentia, Muridae.